Messenger RNA from Microstroma glucosiphilum, 679 nucleotides. RefSeq lists its product as hypothetical. The transcript is spliced from 6 exons. The record is from RefSeq and is a predicted model, not a curated record. The coding region runs from base 238 to 615 and encodes 125 amino acids. Lineage: Eukaryota; Fungi; Basidiomycota; Exobasidiomycetes; Microstromatales; Microstromataceae.
AAUCCCCGUGAUCCUGCCAACCGCUCCCCCUUCGACAUCGUGUCUGUCCGUUCCCUUUCCGUUAUUGCCUGUCGGACCGGUAGCGACGCGUCCGAGGCCGGGGGCACGGUCCUUUCCGUGUGCUUCGAUCCCGGCAUGACCGAGGUUGGAUUGACCGCCACCCUUCCCUCCUACUUCUGAGCAUCCUUGACCACUUUGAAAGCCCUGUCCCCUUCUUUUGUUGCAAAGAUAGAUAAAAUGACUCCUCGUAAGUCCUCCCCACGUAAGCCGCAGGGUGGCGCGCUGGCGUCCAUGCCAGACGAGGUUCUAAUGAAGAUUUGGCUGCUUCUGGCGGAGCCGACGAAUUUCCCCCUGAUUUGCAAGAGUAUUCGAGAAUUCACCCAGCGACCUGACGUUCGAGCCAAGUACUUUCUGUCUCGACACGGAAGAUAUCUUGCCAUGUUCCAUGCAAUGGCAUGCCCUAAGUUGUUCGACGAGGCGCUGUGCCAGUCGCUCGUUGAUUCGGGAGCACACAUAUCCUUGGCCCUGAUGCAGGAAUUAAGCAAGCAACGCAGACAAGUGGUGUCUCAAUCUAUCCUUCGCUGCUGUCCUCGCCGUUCUUUCGGCGGGAGCUAAGAAGUUUCCUAAGCUGAACAUCGCCAAGACCUCUGAAAUGGACCUAUACUCAGACUGGCUCAAU